This is a messenger RNA of Aphanomyces invadans, 552 nucleotides long. RefSeq lists its product as hypothetical. The record is from RefSeq and is a predicted model, not a curated record. Lineage: Eukaryota; Oomycota; Saprolegniomycetes; Saprolegniales; Verrucalvaceae. The transcript has a single exon. The coding region runs from base 54 to 479 and encodes 141 amino acids.
UGAUGGAAUGAUUCGCCGAAGGAGAACUCUAUUAAAUUAAUGAUACAUGAGCCAUGGGAGGGGUGUUUGCUUGGGCGAGGCUCCAUAAGUUAAACGCUGAUCGAGAAGCAGUCGCCAUCGACAAACUGCUGACCGUCCAACGACAUGACGCGGAUGAAGUAGUCGUUGUCCAUGCAAAGACCCCACGGCACUUUUCGGUACUCGAACACGCCAUUGUUGGACGUGCACUCGGCCACCAUCGUGUACGCGCCGGUCUGGUUGGCAAUCGAGCUCGUUUGCAGCAACACUAUUCGGACUUGGUCGACGGACAAGUUGACGGGUUCCCACUGGACUUGGGCCGGUUGGCCACGCAACCAGAGGGCGUCCUUGGCCGGCGCGGUCACGGCCAAUUGGGACUUGGACAGAUCUUGUGUGAGAAAUUGAAACUGCGGCGCGAUGUCUACCAUCGUCGGUCGUGUGGGGGGAUGGUGGUGGGUUGAAGAAUGGCCGACGUGGGGGCGCAGCCCACUCGACUUGAAGGUGCCGUGUGUCGUCAGCCCUCGACUUAUUCGC